AUGCCUGCGUUCACUUCCAAAUCGCGGAACCCGAACAAGCUUGUGUCCGCCGUGCGCCGCCGACCAUUCGUGUUUUUCGGGCUCCCCUUCCUCUCCCUAGUAGUCGCCAGCUCGUACGCCUUGCAGACGUUUACGAGCACGCGUUACGAGCUCAACGACCAGAAGGUAUCGGCAGUUAGCAAGGAGGAUGAAUUGGGCAUGAGCAAGGACCGGAAGAAGGUGGACAUCCGGGAGGAGUACUAUAACUUCUUCGACACGACGAGCCAAGACGAUUAUGAGCCCGUUCGUGUCCCCCGUCCAGUGGGCAUGCCUGAGUGGGGCGCGGCGCCGUCAAGUGGGGACGCGCCUGUCAAGGGGGCGCGCGCGGAGGAUCGUUGGGUCUAA
Messenger RNA from Cutaneotrichosporon oleaginosum, 384 nucleotides. RefSeq lists its product as uncharacterized. Gene Ontology annotation, cellular component: mitochondrial inner membrane. The record is from RefSeq and is a predicted model, not a curated record. Lineage: Eukaryota; Fungi; Basidiomycota; Tremellomycetes; Trichosporonales; Trichosporonaceae. Gene Ontology annotation, biological process: mitochondrial respiratory chain complex IV assembly.